AUGGCGAUCUAUGCUCCAGGGGCCGCAGGUCACUGCCGGGAGCGAUCAAUCUCCUGGCGGUUUUGUGAGCAGGAGGUUAGGGCGAUACAUUCCCAAAUCCGCGACGGAGGCCACGGCACCAGCAGAUUUCUCGGCAACCAGCUCGUCAAGAUGUAUGGCCGCUGUGGCAGCGUGGAGGAGGCUCUGGCCGUCUUCCAAUCCAUCCGGGAUCCCAAUGUCUACUCGUGGAACCUCAUGAUCUCGGCCUACGCACGCAACGGGCAUCUCGCGUAUGCCCAAAACGGGCAUAUCAGGGAAGCGAGGAAGAUCUUUGAGAAAAUGCCCGAGAGGAAUCUCGUGUCGUGGAAUUCGAUGGUGUCUGGGUACGCUCAAGCCGGCAUGGUCGUCGAGGCGAAGAAGCUCUUCGAUCAAAUGCCUAGAAGGGAUUUAGUGUCAUGGACCGCGAUGAUCACAGCAUUUGCCAAAGCUGGGCAAGGCAAGAACGCGAUCAAGGCAUUUGGGCUCAUGGAUCUCGAGGGAUUUCAAGCCGACAGCGUGAGCUUCGCCGCUACGAUCGACUCCUGUGGUGAUCUGAAGGAUGGGCGACUCCUACACGCCGAUGUUCUUGUCAGUUCCAGCGCUGGAAGUGACGUGAUUGUGCUCACCUCGCUCGUUGCCAUGUACGGCCGGUGUUUCAGCGUGGAGGAAGCUCGUACGACAUUUGACACGAUGAAGAACACGGGCUUGAUCCAGAACAGUGUCCUUCCGUGGAAUGCGAUGGUAGUGGCGUACGCUCAGAGUGGUCGCGGCCAAGACGCUAUCCGGCUCUUUCUCGCCAUGGAUCUCGACGGCGUCCUUGCCAACGAGUUCACAUUUGCCAGCGUCUUCGAUGCGUGCUCGAGCUGCGGCGCUGCGUCACUGGCUCACGCGAGGAUCAUCCACUCGACUCUGGUGGAGGAAUCAGAAUCGCUGCCGAGUUCUUCGAUGGACGACGUGGUGGUGGGGACUGCGCUCGUCAACAUGUAUGGAAAGUUCGGGUGCCUGGAAGAUUCAAAGCGGGUUUUCGACGCGAUGACGAGCAGGAAUGUGUUGUCCGUCACUGCGAUGAUCGAGGCGUACUCCCAGGCGGGUCUCUCGCGGAAGAGUCUCGAGGUUUUCCGGGAGAGCACGGGAGUGGAAGGACUGGAGCCCGACGCGGUUUUGUUCGUCAGCGUUCUCUCGGCUUGCAGCCACGGAGGAUUGCUCGCCGAGGGCUGCCAGAUCUUCGUGUCUAUAGGAGCUGACUAUGAGAUGAUCCUCAGGGAGGAUCACUAUAUGUGCUUGAUCGAUCUGUUGGGGCGAGCUGGGAAGAUCGACGAGGCCGUGGAAGUGAUCAGCAACAUGCCGUAUGAGCCCAACUCCGUGUCGUGGACGAGCUUGCUCAGCGGGUGUGCUACGCAGGGUAGCGAUUUUGCGCGACGAGCAGCGGACAAUGCCAUGAAGCUCGAGCCGCGAAACUCUGGAGCUUACAAGCUUUUGGUCCAAUGCUAG
Molecule: messenger RNA, 1509 nt
Organism: Selaginella moellendorffii
Lineage: Eukaryota; Viridiplantae; Streptophyta; Lycopodiopsida; Selaginellales; Selaginellaceae
Product: pentatricopeptide repeat-containing protein At2g13600-like
Exons: 3
Coding region: 1-1509 (502 amino acids)
Biological process (GO): RNA modification
Molecular function (GO): RNA binding; protein binding
Source: RefSeq, a predicted model, not a curated record